AUGACGUCGAACGACGAUGGAAGACGAGAGACGAGAGAGGGAGUCGGAGUUCUUGGGGGAGGAACUCGAGGAGCUUUGACGUCCUACGAGGUGGGGCUGACCUUUUUGUUGCUGCGUUUCGCGGAAGAAGCUGCUGAAGAAAGGAAUGUGACAAGCGAGGGGCUGCAACGAGGCCUUGAAUUUCAUGAAUCCAAUGAUGACAUGUCACUUGAUGAAGUUAAUGUCGAAAUGCCGAAGUUGAUUGGCUGUUUGCUCCACGAGUGGUGUGCGAAUGAGAAGGGCUGCUUGGAGAAAUUGCAUGAUCGGCUAAGAAGAAGUGCCAGAAGUGAAUCUGCGAUUUGGGAAGUCUUGAUCUCGGGAUUGAGAUCCGUGAACUCUCCAGAUGCCUUGUUCGAUGUCUUUCGUGGCUUAGAAUCCAUUGUUUGCAGAGACUUUGUCUCCCCCUCCCAACUCCAUUCAAGCGGCGCAUUUGGGCAAAUGGCACGCAGGCUGAUAUUGUCCUUCAAGCAGGCAUCCUUUGAAGCUAUCGUCAAACUUUAUGACCAAGUGCAAAAUUGUCUACUGCAAUUUGAUGGAAGAAGUGAAAGAAGACUUGACGGACUUGACGAAGUGCAAGAAAUGCGGUCCGAGGUGCAAGAGCAGCAAGAAGUGAAAUCAACUGUCUCGACGGCCGCUGCGCACGCCAGCGCUGCGCACGCGGACUCUGCACGAUCGCUGCCACACAUACAUCGCCACACUCCAACUUCGCUUAGUGUCUCGAUGAGUCGUCUGCCAUAUGCUGUCCUGAAGGAGUCUGUGAGACAAAGGACGACUGACUUCCAUCUGGUAUUUUUGGACUAUGUCAACAGUGCUCAAAACGGAUUUCUGGAUUCGGCAGAUGCUUCGCUUCGUUCUUUUCAUGACAAGAAAGUCUUAGGAGAGGAUGCUUCGCUCCCCGUGAAUGCCAUUCUGGCGCUUGCCAAUCUGAAUCUUGAUAUGCGACAAGUGGAUGAUGCACUACAAGCCUUGGAAGACAGCAUUCGAGCGGCGCAGGAAACAUCUGACAGCAGCUGUCUUUGUGCAUGUCUUUAUUUGCUAAGCUUCAUUCUUCAGAUCACUGGGUCGGAUGCCAAGGGGUCACAGUCAUCACAGCAAGCGUCACAAGCCAUGAUGCAUCGAUGCCUCGAGCGAUCUGAAAUGCUUGGAUUGCCCUUGUUGCAAUGCCUUUGCUGCAUGAACAUCGCUCGAACUUUGGCGAAAGACGCAGAGAAAAGCUCAACGGGCACCUUGGGCAGCGCCACGCAGAUGGCGGGCUUCAGCGGCACUGCACAGGUUGCACUGGCAGCGCAAGCUGCACCGCUCGCCGCUUGCAGUGCUGCGCUCCUUGAGGCAUUGCAAGGUGCACCACCAGAUCCACAUGCGCAGGUCUCCACCAUAGAGGCGCCGGUCUCGGUUUCUGGAGCGUUUGCUCAUGCAACAAUGGCAUCCCUGCUUUCCACAUGCAACGGGGACACAGCGUUCUUCAAAACAAGAGCCAAAGUGCUUUUGUGCAACGCUGGCAUCUCAGACGUCUUCGGUUGGCGAGCGUUGAAGCUGAAUUCAUGCAAACAUGUGAUGGAUUUCUACAAAGACAGCUUGACCGCAGAGGAGCAUGCCUUGGCACUACAGCUUUCAGAUGACAAUGAGGUCUUAGAGCAGUUGCGACGGGAACUGCCACAUGCUGGACACCUGUGGGUGAACUCUGUUGCCAAGAGUGCAACUGGUCGAAGUCUUUCCGUGAGGACGGUGCCAAUCUUUCAAUCCUUGGUUUUUCAAACGGGCGGUGCCUUGCGUGCGGUGCGCCACGAGGCCGCUUUCGAUGCCAAGCUUUCUUGGGGACGAGCUGCCACGGAUCUCCGUCUCUCCCAGGGACAGCUCUUGGCGGCCUAUGUCUCGGUCCACCCCUGCGGGACGGGCGAACCACCCGUGCUUUGCCAAUUCUUUUUGAGCCUCGCUGUGAUUCACAAAAAGGCUGCGAAUCCAGUUGAUGCAAUGGCAGCAGCCACGCGAGCUGUAUCAGUGGCUGCCCACGCUGGCUUAGAAAAAGAAAAAGCCGAGGCUCUUUUGAUGAUGGCACAACUGAAGCUCCAAAUGCAAGACCCCUUAGCAGCACUGCACCUGGCGGAAAAGAUCGAGACCUCUGCCUUUGGGGGUCAUUAUGGUGAAGUUGCUUUGCUAGAGGCAGAAGCUCUCCUGGAUUUGCUCAGCAAAGUGUGCAGUCGCAACCAGUCGACUUUGCUCGAAGCCACUGUGGAAAGGCUUGAAGUUGCAGUGAAAAGUUUGGAAUCUUCGGAGCUUUCAGCACCUGCAGAAGUUCGCUGCGCGGCAGAAGCUACACAAGCUAGCCUGGCACAGGCCUCAACACAAGCUUCACAAACUGCUACAGCUCGGAGCAGCACUGCACCUAGAAGCGAUGGCCUCCCUCAGAGCGCUGCUUGCGCCACUGCUUGCGCCCUUGGGCACUAUUGGUUGGCUCGUUCGUAUCAUCAGCUGAAACGAACAACGCAGCGGGACUUCCACGCCCAGCAGUUUCGCAUUCAAACCACUGGGAAGAUCACCACCGAACAGCGGUCUCCUUACCCGAUUUGA
Messenger RNA from Durusdinium trenchii, 2607 nucleotides. Lineage: Eukaryota; Dinophyceae; Suessiales; Symbiodiniaceae. The record is from the annotation of a GenBank genome assembly.